GGUCGGUAAAGUUUUUUAUCCGAGAAACCGUGAAAUUAAAUAUCUAAACGUUGCUACGUUUUUUCGUGCCAAGUGCAACUAAACUAUCAAGAUUCCGCCGAUAAUUCAAAGCCUACCCAGUGGGUGGCUUCAUUUGGUCUGAAGUAAAAUAAUCAUGGAUGGCAGAAGAGACUCAUUUUUCCAAAAGAAAAAACAGAAGAAUGUUAAUGGAAAAUCAGCCGAUGAUAGCAACAUUAGCAAAAAGAAACAGAGAGAAAAAGAUUUUGACAAAAAUCGUGACAUCAAAGAAAAGAAUAAGAAUGACAAGAAACCCUUCGACAAGAAAACAUACAGACUCAAAAAGUAUAGCAAGAAAUAUAAGCUGGAACAGUGGGAGGAACAGCGCAAGAAAAGAUUACUUCAAGAGUAUCAGAAGACUUUGAAAAAUGAUCCCAUGGCGGGGAAGUAUAAUCUGAAACCCUUUGAUGAAGAGGUUGAUGCCACCACCCAGGCGGGACAGUUCGUUAGACACCCAGAUUUAAUCGCCCAGAAUGAUCAAGAGUUCAAAAAGAAAGAUCCUUUCUCAAAGGCAAAGGAAAAAUUUGACCAAGUUAAACAACAGAAGCAGGAGAAGAAGGAGCAGGUGGAGCGAGCCAAAGCGGAACAACAGCAGAAGUUGCAGGAGUAUAAGAAGAAGAAACAUGAUCGAUUUAAGAAGCUGAGCAAGAAGAACAAGAAGGGGCAGCCCGUCAUGACGGGGAGGUUGGAGCUGAUGCUGGAGAAAAUACAAAAAGGCUGAUAGUUUUGUGAUAGACAUAAAAUGUAAUCUUUAUUACGAAAUAUAAAGUACUCAAAUACUUUUGUAAUUUGCCUAAA
Molecule: messenger RNA, 855 nt
Organism: Aricia agestis (brown argus)
Lineage: Eukaryota; Metazoa; Arthropoda; Insecta; Lepidoptera; Lycaenidae
Product: thyroid transcription factor 1-associated protein 26
Exons: 2
Coding region: 155-778 (207 amino acids)
Source: RefSeq, a predicted model, not a curated record